Elaeis guineensis (African oil palm) is the source of this 1140-nucleotide messenger RNA. Its product is annotated as beta-carotene isomerase D27, chloroplastic. The record is from RefSeq and is a predicted model, not a curated record. Gene Ontology annotation, molecular function: iron ion binding. Lineage: Eukaryota; Viridiplantae; Streptophyta; Magnoliopsida; Arecales; Arecaceae.
GCCUUCUUGUGUAUGGCUACAAUUCCUUCUGAAAUCAAGAACUCCUGUUUUACCGACCAUUCCAGACAAACAUCUUCAUGGUCUGUGAAAUAUAUUAGCCAGACCCCGCCCACUCCACUGUUCCAGUUCUGCGUGCAACCUACCUAACUUGCAGUCUCCAUCAGGGCAUUCAUAGUCAUAGUGUUAGAGGAGAAGAGAUCAUGGAGCUCUUAUCUAUGCCAACUGCUCGGUUGCCUACUGGGAGGCGGCAUGUUGGUGGUGGCAAUUGUUCGAUUAUUUGUGCAGGGAUAGCAGAGCCAUCAGGAGUUCCAGCACCAAAGGGACGAAAGACAGAAUACAGGGACGGACUGUUUGAGAAGGCCUUCAUGUCGUUGUUUGCUCGUAAGAUGGAGAAGUUUGCAGAGGGUGGCGGCGAGGGGGAGAGCAAGAGGAGCAUGUGGGGGUGGGACUAUGAGAGCUUUGUGGAUGUUUCUAAGAGGGUGAUGAUAGGGAGGUCGAGGAAGCAGCAGCAGCAGGUGGUUAGGGAGGUGCUCCUCUCCAUGCUUCCCCCUGGUGCUCCAGCUCAGUUUCGGAAAUUGUUUCCACCAACCAAAUGGGCAGCUGAGUUUAAUGCUGCGUUAACAGUACCUUUCUUCCACUGGUUAGUUGGACCAUCUGAGGUUGUAGAAGUGGAAGUUAAUGGGGUGAAACAGAGAAGUGGUGUGCAUAUAAAGAAAUGCAGGUACUUGGAGAACAGUGGAUGCGUUGGAAUGUGUGUGAAUAUGUGCAAGAUUCCAACCCAAGAUUUUUUUACCAAUGAAUUCGGACUUCCCUUAACCAUGAAUCCAAAUUUUGAGGAUAUGAGCUGCGACAUGGUGUAUGGUCAAGUACCUCCUCCUUUUGAAGAGGAUCCUGUUUGUGUGCAGGCUUGCUAUGCUGACAUGUGUUCUAUGGCCAAUCCCAGCUCCAAUGUUUGUCCGAAACUUCAAAACUGAAAAACAUCAGCUCGUAGUCGGUCCGACAUCAUUCAGUUGCUCCGAAAAGCUCCCAUCUGGUGGGAAUUGUUAGCUCCUGAGUAUAUUGCAGCAUAAGUAUAUUGCAGCAUAAAGUAUACAUGUCCAUAUGUACUUUAUUCAAAAGCUUAGCUUUACUCAUUGCUUA